UCUUCCAGAUGGUUUGUACCGUUGAUACAAGCAUCCUUGGAUUUUGCUGUUGGUGUUUCCAUUGUUGGUGAUGAACUUUCACUAUUAGUAUCAUCGUUGCUGGUGAAAAUUCAUUGUUGUGUCGGCAUUGUUUGUGGUAAAAUUCGUUGUUGGUGCCGCUCUUGGGAUUUUGCCAUUAAUGUUGCUGUUGCUAGUGGUAGUGAAGCAUUGCAGGUGGCGGAACUUGUCAUUGGUGCUAGUGGUUAA
Messenger RNA from Dentiscutata erythropus, 246 nucleotides. The record is from the annotation of a GenBank genome assembly. Lineage: Eukaryota; Fungi; Glomeromycota; Glomeromycetes; Diversisporales; Gigasporaceae.